Messenger RNA from Myotis davidii, 1442 nucleotides. RefSeq names its product zinc finger protein 853 (gene ZNF853). Lineage: Eukaryota; Metazoa; Chordata; Mammalia; Chiroptera; Vespertilionidae. The record is from RefSeq and is a predicted model, not a curated record. Bases 48 to 1442 code for a protein of 464 amino acids. The transcript has 4 exons.
ACCACACCUCCCCGCGCAGGCCGUGCAGGCCGCGGGAGAAGCAGGAAAUGCCGCACCAGCCGGCUCCCGGGAGUCUUCGUCUGACCGCCAGGAUGGAGCUGGGGCCGGCGCCCAAGACCUUCGCGCUGGAGCCCCGGUGUCUGGAAGAUGGGGACGCGGGGUCUGACACCCUCUCAGGUGGCAGCGGUGGGAGUGAGAGCCAGGAGGAAGAGGCUCCAGAGAGGACCAGCCCGCUGCGGCCAGUCAUCUCAGCCCCAAAGCGAGUCAGCAAGGGCACCAAGGAGGCCCAGGCGGCACAGCAGGAACCGCAGCCAGAGCUGCAACAACCGCCGCAGCGAGAACAGCCACGACAGCCGCAGCCACAGAACCCGCCAUCGGGACGCCGAUCAGCACUGCAGCCACCGCGGCAGCAGAAUGGACAAGAACAGCUGCAGGAACGACAAGAAAAGCACCAACCCCGGCAACAUCCGCGACCGAAGUCCCGGCUGCCACCAGCGCCACAGGUGCAGGAGCAGCAAGCGCCAGAGCAACAGCAGGAACCGCUGCUGCCGCAGCGAGGACUCCAGGAAGAACCCCGGCCGGUGCCACCGGAGCCCCUGAAGCCACAACUACAGCUGGUGCAACCGCAGGGAGAGUCACAAGCGCAGCCAGGACAAGAGCAGCAGCAGUUGGAGCAACAGCAGGAACGGUCAGGACAGCAGGCCCAGCUCCAGCAGCAGCAGCAGAAGCAAGGACAGUCACAGAUACAGGCACAGCUCCAGCAGCAGCUGUUGCAGCAGCAGCAGCAACAGUUACAGCAGCAGCAGUUGUUACAGCAACAGCAGCUGCUGCAGCAGCAGCAGGAACAGUUACAGCGGCAGCUGUUGCAGCAGCAACAGUUACACCAGCACCUGCUGCAACAGCAACAGUUACAACAGCAGAUGUUGCAACAACAACAGUUACAGCAGCAGCUGUUGCUGCAGCAGCAAGAACAGUUGCAACAGCAGCAGCUGCAGCGCCGCCCCCUGGAGCCGGAGGAGGAGGAGGAGGUGGAGCUGGAGCUCAUGCCAGUGGACAUGGAGUCGGAGCAGGAGCUGGAGCGACAACAAGAACAGCGGCAGCUGCAGCUCAAACUGCAGGAGCAGCUGCAGCAGCUGGAGCAGCACCUGCAGCAGCAACAGCAGCUGGAACAGCAGCAGGAGAUGCAGCUGGAGCUGACCCCCGUGCCACCUGAGCUGCAGCUGGAGCUGGUGCCCACUGCAGGGGCAGGCCCAGCUUCAGGACCUGGCGCCUCGGGACCUGUCAUGGUGGGCCCCCCGGGCUACGUGGUGCUGCAGGAGCUCAUGGUGCUGCCGGCCGUCGCCCCGCUGCAGCCAGCUGUGGCUCCACUGCCACCAGCUGUGGCCCUACCGCCAUCAGCUGCCUGUAGCUCUAGGCUUCUCAGACGUUUGCCCAGCAACUGA